This is a messenger RNA of Xiphophorus maculatus (southern platyfish), 1648 nucleotides long. It is a transcript of the gene crb3a, whose product is annotated as crumbs 3, cell polarity complex component. The record is from RefSeq and is a predicted model, not a curated record. Lineage: Eukaryota; Metazoa; Chordata; Actinopteri; Cyprinodontiformes; Poeciliidae. The transcript has 6 exons. The coding region runs from base 398 to 736 and encodes 112 amino acids.
GCAGGUUGCUAGGUAAGAGCUGGACAGGACAGGGAGUGCAGUUGAACUCACAUUGUCUCUGUGCAGUUUGGGGCAAGUGACAGAAACGAGGCUUAUUCACAUUACAAAAAGGGCUUCAUGGGGAAGGAGCUGUUCUGCUUCACUAAACUGCAGCUUUCUUCGACUUUGGUACAAAGGAGGAUCUGUCCGCCUCGCUGCAGGUAGAUAACUGUGCACAGAAGUGAGGCGGAAGCUGCUCGUGCGAGAGGAAUCAACCUGUUCGAUGUUUUCCCGAUUUGCUUCGACCGUCCGGAUCAAAGCAGCAGUUAAAGGGAGGCGUUAAGUUCCCCGAGCGAGUGGUGGAAGCAGUGAAAUGGACCCAAGCUGAUGCUCAGUAACCCCAGCCUGCCCCGCAGAGAUGGCAGCCUGUCCAGAGGUGCUGCCCUUACCUGAAGCCGUGGUUGGGAGCGUUUUACUGCUGGUGCUGAGCAGUAAUCCCGUAUGGGGAAAUUCCAGCGCUACGACCGCCAGUCCCACUAACAACACACGACCAAACAUUGCAGUUAUCGUGGCCCCGACAGUGACUCUGGGUGUUCUGGCCAUAGUUCUGGGCGUUCUCGGCUGGCUGUUCUUUGUGGUGAAGAAGAAAAGACAAACCGAAGGAACCUACAGGCCCAGCGCCGAGGAAAAUUCUGGCCCUUGCAGCAUGGCCGCACCAGAUGCCUUACAGCUACCAAAGGAGGAGAGGCUCAUUUGAGAUUUGUGCAAAAUACCAAAACUGACAAAAAGUUGCAAACACUCAGUGUUGCUAAGUGACGUGGCUUUAAGCUGAUAAACUGAGGAAGAACGUCAGGUUGAAGACAGGAUGGGCAACUCCACAGCAUGAUGCAUAAACCCACUGCUUCCUUUUUAAACAAGCACUGAACUGCACUCGGCGAUCUUAUGGAGGGAAUCAAGAACAAUUAAACACUUCAAUCAACUCUGAAUGUCAGAUAAGCACAUUUGAUACUGCAGUAUUUCAUAGGCAUUAAUAAUUGUAGCUAUUAUAUGUUUUUUUUUGGGGGGGGGUUAGUAUCCAUAUGCCAAUGUAACACAUCACUUGAUUAAGCCCAUUAUGAUGUCACUUUUAAAUCUAUGCUGAUCUAUAAUGUCAGAUUAUUUUUUUCAGCUAAUUUCAUUUGAAAUGAACAUGGAAGUCUCUUUUUAUUUGAUGAAUUAUAUCAAACAUGAUUUUAUUUUAACCUGAACCUGCUGUGUAAAUAUAAAACAGUUUUGAUUUUCUCCAAGCAAAAGCAAAAAAGCUAUCAAAUGUUUACACUUUGAAGUAUUCUUGGAGCAAUCAUUAUUUACAGUGGUAUUGUUCAUACAUUUCAUCAGAUCAAUUCUGCAUGUUUAUUUAUGCUUUUACCAAUUAAAUAGUGAAAUAUUAGUUUGUGGUACUGAACGUGUCGGUCGAGCAUAAAGAUGGUGGACAAAAUGUGGUUGGGGAAACAUGUCUAAACUAAUAAUUAAGUAUCAACACGUACAGUUUCUGAACUUACCAAAAAUAUUCUCAGGAUGAGAAACCUUAUCAUUGUAUUUGUACAAAAAGUCUCAGAAUGAUAAAACAACUUUGCAGAUAAGCAUUUCCUGUAACAAGAAUGUGAGAAGAGUAAAUGCAGAGUCAUGG